AAGCUUGUGGGCGUUACUGAAAUGAUACAGGUGAUUGAAUGGCGUUCAUUCAUCCACAUGAUACAGCUGGCAACUAAAGAUUGAAGCUAGAUCCACUUUUCAGCAGAAGUGAAAUAAAUGGAUAAAAGUAUGUUUUUAGACACGGUCUUUCGAUGGAGCCCGGAGUUUGUUAAAGGUUGUCUUUCGACAUAUGAAGAACAUAUUUGCACUUCGGCUGGUUUUUACAUCUUGUCUGCUUUGAUAUUACUGGUUUCCUGUUCUCUGCUUCUUUAUCACAGAUGUAGCGUUAAAACGCGAAGCAAGAAUUGGGGUGAUGAAGCGGUCUGCGCGCUGUAUUGUUUCGUCGGUAAUUUGUGCAGCGCAGUGGGCGCUUUCCUUUCCAACCAGUUUGAUUUUCAGAUUUCUAUGGCAUCAUACAUGGCAAUUAUGGAUGUUGUGAAUUUUCUGUCAAUAUCUUUCUCCAUGUAUUUAUGGUUUAAGUCAAGAACAGGAAGGAAAAUGAGAAUGAUUUCAAGAAGGAGGAGACAGAACUUUCUAGCGGUGUGUUUGCUGUUUAUUAUGGCUGGCAGUGUUUACUUGGGUUUACCAGUCCGUUCAAUUCCAGUAAGAGCAUCUCCAACCAUGAGGAGAUUAUUUGGCAUGUUCCUCAAUGACCAUACUGAGAACCUCGGUUAUGUUCUGGGUCUUCUGGCUUUCGCUAUCAGCUGGACCUCCAAGUUUCCCUUCAUCUUGAAAGCUUCUUAUCUUUUUCAGAACAGAGGAGAGCAGGGAUCUGCAGUGCUGGUGUCCUCCAGACUCCUGUCUUCUGUAGCUGGAGCUCUUUAUGGAUCUGCUAUUCUUCUCUACGACACACAGCUAAAAUCAGUUAUCAAGACAAUGCCAUGGAUACUCUCUGCUAUCUGUGGUUCCAUUCUGGAUCUUUCUAUUGUGGUCCUCGUCUGUUACAGAUCCAGUCACAAGCGUCCCUCUGUGCGCUCUUUAGACUCGGACACUGAGUCUUUACUGGGUGAACCUUCAGUCACAGGUCAGCUAUGCAACAACAAUGAAUGUUGCAGGAAGAAACACCAUCUUUCCACUGCAAGAGGUAUCUCUCCCAAAGGAACAGACAUGGGACUCUACAUGGAUGUCAACAUACAGCCAAUGAGAAAGGUUUGUCUGAAGGAGGUGACCAUCUCGCGGGACGGCUCCUCAGAGAGUCUUCCUCUGAAGAGGACUGUCAGGGUGGUGCGGGUUGAUGAACACUGUUCCUGUGGCAGCUCCACUGACUCGUCCUCUCUCGACUCUGAACUAGAGUGGGACUUUGGAGAAACAAAAUCGCAGUGGACGCCGGUAGAAGAAGCUCCAGAAGAUCUGCAGAAAGUUAUGCCUCUCCAGGAAUGGUCAGUGGGUUCGAGUGGCAGACUAGGAUCUCAUGUCUGCUUCUGCAACCGUGCACAGCUGGCAGAGAAAUUGGCCUCCAAAUAGACAGGUGCCACUAAAUCCAGUGCUGUUUCGUCAUUAAUGCAUUUGAGUGUUUUUGAAGUCAAAUAAAGCAGUGUAUUUCACAUUCAGAUACCGAG
Messenger RNA from Danio rerio (zebrafish), 1559 nucleotides. NCBI's taxonomy places the organism in Eukaryota, Metazoa, Chordata, Actinopteri, Cypriniformes, Danionidae. The record is from RefSeq and is a predicted model, not a curated record.